AACUCCAAAGUCCUUGAGGAACCUUCGUGGAAGCUCACCAUGACAGAGGCCGACCUUCCUCCAUUUAAUCUCUCCCAACCCUCUGCUCGAACCAUCCUUCCUACCUAUUUCCUCUUCUUCUCUCUCCCUCCUUCAAUCCCAGCCUUCCAUCAUGAAAUUGAUUCCAUCCUUCCCAUCCAAAUCCAAGAAACAAAACAAGCUCAAGAAAUCAGAAUCCAAUCCCCUCUCCUUCAGCAGCAGCAUCUCCUCUCACUACUCAUCCGGAACCCCGAAAUCGGUCCUCCCUCCAUCCCCACCGUACAAUAGCAUCUCAUCAUCCAACUCCGAAUCCUCCUCUUCAAAACCCAACUCCACCGAUUUCGACAUUCUCGAGGUCUUCAAGAUCUUCGAUCGGGAUAACGAUGGCAAGAUAACGCUCACGGAGCUCGAGCUCCUCUUCCACCGCCUCGGAUUCGAGCCGCCGACGCAGGAAGAGCUGUCGCUUAUGCUCGCUGAAGCCGAUCUCGACGGCGACGGUUGCAUCAGCUUGGAGGAGUUCGGUGCCCUCAGCUCCACGCUGGGACCUGCGCAUGGGUCCGAGCUACGCGACGCGUUUGAUUAUUUCGACAACGAUAAGGACGGUCGGAUCUCGGCCGAGGAGCUGCACGGGGUUUUUCUGACGCUUGGAGAUGAUGGGUGCACGUUAGAGGACUGCCGGCGCAUGAUAGGUGGGGUGGAUGCGGAGGGGAAAGGUUUCGUCGGGUUUGAGGAUUUUGUGCGGAUGAUGGAAGCGCAGAGGUGAUUGUUGGGUCCCAGUCCCCUAUUUAGUAACUGCAGCGAGAUGCUGACACGUGGCAGAUGCGGUUCGCUUAUCCAGGCCGUUCAUCUAGUGUCUUAACCAUCGCACCAGAUGGAUUAUCCAGCAAUACAAUGGAAAUGUCCUUGUUGCGUGAUUUAUCAACUGAGGGCCACCCAACAGAUGGGACCCACUGGAUGGUCGGUCUGGAUUUGCUCCCCCAUCUGGCACGUGUGGAUGCCCCCCUUAAAGAUCCAGCGUGCCAAAUAGUACAGGGUCAACGUGUAACAUUAGUGGUAUUGGGUUUUGUAUAAGAAGAGUGGAAAUCAACUUCGACAAAUUCCUUUUUUA
Magnolia sinica is the source of this 1126-nucleotide messenger RNA. Its product is annotated as probable calcium-binding protein CML36. The transcript has a single exon. The coding region runs from base 152 to 781 and encodes 209 amino acids. Gene Ontology annotation, molecular function: calcium ion binding. NCBI's taxonomy places the organism in Eukaryota, Viridiplantae, Streptophyta, Magnoliopsida, Magnoliales, Magnoliaceae. The record is from RefSeq and is a predicted model, not a curated record.